AUGUAUUGUGGUCCGACGAAAGGACCCGCCCGCUCCUGGGCCGAGCUUUGCCUCCGUGCUCUUCCCGGAGCAUCCAGCGCGCUGCCCGGUUCCGGAUCCUUCGCUGCCUCCUCCAAUCCCGGAGCCAACGGUGCCUGGCUGUCCAGUCCCAGACCAUCAUCCCCGGAGCCAGAGCAGCCUGGAGCAGAGGCGGCAAGACCGCAGAGCGUCCAUGCCCACCCGCCGCAAGCUGGUCGAGGAGGCAGUCCGCAGGCGCUCCGUGGGCCCUCCAAGCUGUGA
Knipowitschia caucasica is the source of this 279-nucleotide messenger RNA. The record is from the annotation of a GenBank genome assembly. NCBI's taxonomy places the organism in Eukaryota, Metazoa, Chordata, Actinopteri, Gobiiformes, Gobiidae.